AUGUCUCAUUCAUCUCCCCCACACGCCAGCAUCCCACGCCACCCAACAAAGCCCGGCGAUCCCAUCGACGACGCCCAGCUCUUCAAUUUCAGUGAUGAAGAUGGUCCAAUACAGCUAUCAGACGGCACAUUACGAUGUAAACACGCCCUAGAAGUCUGUGCUGUCUGCAAUAUCGACUACACCUUUAUGCGCGAGAUUCUCGACGACGACAGCGGCUUCAUCGACUCGGACGAGUCCAUGAUGUAUCUCCCAGAAGAGGAAGAGUUUUAUUAUAUGCCAGAUAUGAGCAGCAAUGGUACCAGAUGCGACAUCUGUGGUCAGCCCGCCGCCGUUGCUUGCACCGAAUGCGAGGAGAGUCUGUAUUGCAGUCCAGAGCAUCGACAGCUGGAUGCACAAAAUCAUGCAUCAAAGUGCAAUUCUACCACCAAAGUCGAGUUUGUCGUCGUCGGCACGUCCAACAAGCUAUCUGACGGGUUAUCCGGAGCUACAAGUCACAAAUAUGACACUUCACAGCCAUCUCAGCUACAAGAAGCAUCCGACCUCCUCAAAUCCUCCAAACCACUUUCCAUCCUCCUCAUCGUCGACUCACCCACAACCACCAACGACACCAAUCUCCUCAAACUCUUCGUCACCUCUGUCAAAGAUCACGGCACAACAGUCAUCAUCGCACCAACGACGAUGAAAGCCGCUUCAAACGCAGAACUAGAAAACAUCUUUACAGAAUUCGGGUUGAACUGGAAACUAGGUCAAGUCUCCAAUGACAAGAUUACACUUUCACCCCACGUCGCGGCGGGUGUAUCCAAGAUCCAGACGUCGCAAGCUCAAGGCUUGGCCGAGUUUCUUCGUCGAAGUGUCUCAGUCUUUCUCCCGCAUACCUAUACGACAGAGGCGCUUCAAAUCACGAAUGUCUCGACCAACGAGGCGGUUUACCUAUCGUCCCAGGCACUUGCGGAUAUCGCUGGUAAAGAUAGUGUCGAAGCUGUGUCGGCGUUUGCGAGUGUGGGUAAAGGGUGGGUGGGGUAUAUUGGCGAUACGAGUCUUGAAGGGUGGUCAGAGUUUGUCGUCAAGGCCAUGUUAGGUCUUUGA
Molecule: messenger RNA, 1086 nt
Organism: Serendipita indica DSM 11827
Lineage: Eukaryota; Fungi; Basidiomycota; Agaricomycetes; Sebacinales; Serendipitaceae
Source: the annotation of a GenBank genome assembly